Vitrella brassicaformis is the source of this 1350-nucleotide messenger RNA. The record is from the annotation of a GenBank genome assembly. NCBI's taxonomy places the organism in Eukaryota, Vitrellaceae.
GGAUGCGACGGUGUCGCGCCGAGACCUCUGCUGGGGACGCCGAGGCGCCAGCAGGUUCUGCCCAACAGCACCCGAUGCCUUCGGUAGCGCCAGCAGCGCUGCCGGUGGGAGACAACAUAUGGCGAGGUGAACACUGCAGGUCAAGACAACAUUGCAUUGCGAUUGUGUGCGGUUGUGUGCGUGUUGCAUCCAGGUAGCUGGAGCGACGGCCUGUUUAGCUGUUUUUCCGACUGGCCAAGCUGCCUCCUGGGGAUCCUGGGGAUCUUCUAUUUCUUGCCCAUUUUGGGGUACCUCAAGGUGAGCUGAAUGCGGAAGGAAAUCUCACUCCCCUCUCUCCAUUUGGUGGCUGUCUGUGCACUCACAGGCGUGGCCACUGGGGCAGGUGAAGAUUCUGUCGUUCCGCGUGGCUGUGUUGAUGUUCGGCGGCCUUAGUCUGGCCUACACUGCCAUCAACAUCUGGUCGACCACACAACACCCCAACUCCUCUUUCUACAGCCACAUGGGCCAAGAUGGUUUGUGGCAUUUCGGAUAUCAUGCGGAGCAAAACCCUGUGUGGCUCUUGCCCCUGUUGGCCAUCAUCAUCGUGUUGUUUGUUCUCAGUCUUGUCUACCGCACCAAGCUUCGCAGGUCAGUGACAGAAAGCAUCCAGAUGCUUUGGCGUAGAAUGACCAAUCAGCGGGUGUGUGUGUGCUGAUUGUAUCGUCCGUCCGUCAUGCAGGCAUUACGACAUCGAGGCGGGCGACAGUUGUGGCGACUGCUGUCUCCUCUUGUGGUGUUGGCCGUGCGCCAUCCUUCAGGAAUACAGGCAAGCCGGCGAGAAGCAGACACGAGGCAGAGGAUGUCCGUAAGUCCCCGCUGUGUUGCCGUACUCAGGCAUGUGUUGAGGGCCCGCGGGUUCAAGAAGGACAUCUUCCCGCCGGGUCUGGCUAUGGUCCCCGGCCAGAAAAAUGGGAUAUCAUACGUGUGCGUGCGCCCCCAACAGCAGACGGAGACUCAAGAGUAGUCAGUCCUGAAGGCCACGACGAGACGCCCAGUAUGAGAGAGUCAGAUGUGUGUUUUCGUGAUGGUAUUCUCUUGUGCGCGUGUGUCUGUCUACUGGCCGUCGAUGAGGUCUUGGGUUGUUCGUGCGUGACUUUUGAUUUGCGGGCAUGGUCGCCUCUCACUUGUAUAUGUGUUGUCACUGGAUGACAGGCAUGCACUUUUCGAGAAGUGUGCAAGAGACACACAGAUCGACGCAUGCCUGCGCAUACCCGUGUGUGUGAAUGUCUUUUUGUUUGUGCGCGGUCUGUGCUGCGUGUGUUGCCUUAGCUCUGCCUGGCUCGCGAUGGGAGCCAGAAGGUUCCUUGCAUG